AUGUUGUUUAUGAAAAGCUAUUUGUGCUAUUGUUCCGUGCGUCUGGGCGUACUGAUUGUGGCUGCCUUGGCCAUUAUGCUGUCCCUAACAUUGAGCACACUCCUCUUUGUGCGGGGCGUGCGCUUGUUCGACGAACUUAUCGAUUUGCUGGAGAAUGAUUCACAGUAUAAGAGCAGCAAUAUUAUACGCCGACUCAUCAACUGGAUAGAGCAGUCACCCGAUAAUGUGCUGAUAUUCCUGCAGAUCAUGUGCUACGCUCACAUUGCAGCUGCCAUUCUGGGCAUGGUCGGCGCCUUGAGGCUGCACAAAUGGCUGUUGCUGCCGUUGGCCUUGUUCGAGCUCAUCUACUUUCUGGGCAUAACAAUAAGCCACAUUGUGAUGAUGAUUAUGCUGAAGAAGCAAAUCAAUUUGGGCCUGCUAAUUGUGCUCACCCUGGUGGGCAGCUUCUAUUGUCUUUUCGCGGGCUACAACUGUGUCACCUGCCUGGCCAUGUACCAGAUCAUAAACCUGGUGCGGAGCAGCAAGUAUCGGCAGCUUUAUGGCGAGGAUCCCUUUCAGCCCAUACCGUUGCGGCGUGCGCAGGGCGAGAUACAGCAGCUGCGCCUGCUGCACACACCCGAGGACACGGACAUUGACGAGCAGAAGCGUCUGGCCAAGCUGGGCCUCUGGCCCGUGCGCCGCCAGCCUCAGGUAAUCUCAGUUAUUCCGGUGCAGGCUGUUCCGGCUGUCAGCAUGAAGUGGUGGCAGCAACAGGCCCUCGACAAGGACGAGCAGCAGCUCCAGGACUCGGCUGUCUAUCGCAACUGGCAGCGCGAUGAGCUGCUGCGGGGCGUCGGCGGGGAUGUGGAGCGCAAAAAUGCAAUCAAUCGACGCUACGCGGCGGAACAACAUUUUCAUUGGCGCUAA
Drosophila novamexicana is the source of this 906-nucleotide messenger RNA. RefSeq lists its product as uncharacterized. The coding region runs from base 1 to 906 and encodes 301 amino acids. NCBI's taxonomy places the organism in Eukaryota, Metazoa, Arthropoda, Insecta, Diptera, Drosophilidae. The transcript has 5 exons. The record is from RefSeq and is a predicted model, not a curated record.